Molecule: messenger RNA, 2073 nt
Organism: Salvelinus namaycush (lake trout)
Lineage: Eukaryota; Metazoa; Chordata; Actinopteri; Salmoniformes; Salmonidae
Product: endosialin-like
Exons: 1
Coding region: 1-2073 (690 amino acids)
Biological process (GO): cell migration
Cellular component (GO): extracellular matrix; external side of plasma membrane
Molecular function (GO): extracellular matrix binding; extracellular matrix protein binding; calcium ion binding
Source: RefSeq, a predicted model, not a curated record
AUGGGGAAGAUGAUCUGUGCCCUGCGCUCCUUUGCUCUUCUGUGGGCCUGCUGGCUUCCCUCGACUCUGGGACAAGAGCUGCAGGAGCAAGAUGCUCUCUGCGCUGCAGAUGGCUGCUACGCCGUCUAUUUCCAACGCAAGACCUUUCGGGAGUCGGCAAGGUUCUGCAAGGACAAAGGUGGUUCCCUGGCAACCCUAAAGAGUUCUGAGGAGGUGGCUGUGGUCCAUGAGCUCCUGUCGUCUGUGGAGCAACGAGGACCACGGGCCAGGGUCAGACUGUGGAUAGGGCUCCAUCGCCAGCCCAGGCAGUGCUCUGCCACACGCCCACUCAGGGGAUUCCAAUGGAUCACAGGUGAACAGGACACGCAAUACACCAACUGGCUGAGGGCGGACUCACCUAGUACUUGUGCCGCGCCCCGCUGUGUCGUCAUGAGUGUCAACACUGCUGCUGACACCCGGGAGCAGCACGACAACUUCAAGUGGCUGGAUGGCUCCUGCUCACUGGCUGUGGAUGGAUUCAUGUGUCACUACACCUACAGGGGGAUGUGCCCUUCUCUGAAGAGUGAGGGAGGCGGACCUGCUCUGUACACCACCCCUUUCAGCCUGCUCAGCACCAUCCUCACUCACAUCCCCUUUGGCUCAGUGGCCACCCUUCCCUGCCCAAAUAAUGAAGACAGCUUAGGAGACCAGUCUGUUCUUUGCAUGCUGAGGGAAGACGGGAGUGUGGGCUGGUCAAAGGAUUCCCCCCUCUGCUCUGAUGGCCUCCAGGACUGGUGUGAAGAAGAAAAUGGUGGCUGUGAACAUUUCUGUCAGAAUGCUGACACACAGUAUUACUGUGAGUGUUCUGACGGCUUCACACUGGCAGAGGACGGCCAGACCUGCCAGCCGAACCAUUCCUGUGGCAAUGCCAACUGUGAGUUUGACUGUGAGGAGACCGCUAAGGGAUUCCGCUGCAAAUGUCCAAACGGAUACCUGCUGGCACCUGAUGGACGCAAUUGCCUGGAUGUGGAUGAGUGUCUCCGGGGCCCCUGCCUUCAUAUAUGUGUCAAUGCUCCUGGGACAUUCGAGUGCCACUGUAACCAGGGCUACGAGCCCGAUGAAGAUGGCGAGUGUGUGGAUGUUGACGAAUGCAACGAUUCCAGUCGCUGUGAACACAGAUGUGAGAACACACCUGGUUCCUUUGCCUGCCACUGCCGCCAAGGCUACACUGAGUUGCCCGACGAUCCAGGCUUAUGCCAGGACGUGGAUGAGUGCCAGACCUCCGCCAGCUGCCACCAGAAGUGUCUCAACUAUAUGGGUGGGUUUGAGUGCUAUUGUGAGGCAGGGUACGAGCUGCAGUCAGACCAGUACUCCUGCAUGGCUAUUCCAGAAGGUGAUGACGAGUAUUCAUCAACACCAACCUCGUCCUACCAAACCUGGGUUACAGACAGAGACUGGGUUACAGACACCACACGCUUGGAGUGGCUGACAGAGCAGACAGUCCUUGAGAGGCUUCCGACUGACCUGGGCUGGUUUACAGAGGCCCCGCAGGAGGAGACAACAUCUACACCGGUUCCUCGCAGGCCGUCGGAUGGCCAUAACUCACACUGGGGUGUUCUCGCGCGGAGAAAGCCCGCUCGGAACACUGUCACACCCUCGCCCAGCUCGUCCUCGCAGGAAGAUGAUGACACUCAAAGCCAAGCAAGUGAUCCCUCAGUGGUGUCCAGGGUUAGUGACAGCCACCGCGCAGCAGUCCAGAAUGACAAGGGAGCUGGGAGAGUGGUAGAAACCCCAGACAUUGACUCUGACACUAAGGCCACCACCACCACACUCAGAGUCCCACCUCCAGCCCAAACAGUGUUUGCCUCAGGGGCCCAGUGGCCUGAGAGUAAAGGCAAAAGGAAGCAUGACAAGAGCUGGCUACUAGUAGCACUCCUGGUGCCCCUGUGUGUUUUCAUUGUGGUGAUGCUGGCUCUAGGCAUUGUGUACUGCACUAGCUGUGCUGUAGAACAAAACAAGAGUAUCACUGACUGUUACCGCUGGAUCAUCACCUCCAAGUCAGAGGGGGGAAACAAGGCGAAAUCUCGUGCUUGA